Messenger RNA from Brachypodium distachyon (stiff brome), 1130 nucleotides. RefSeq names its product ubiquitin-like-specific protease ESD4. Gene Ontology annotation, biological process: protein desumoylation. The transcript has 8 exons. Gene Ontology annotation, molecular function: deSUMOylase activity. The record is from RefSeq and is a predicted model, not a curated record. The coding region runs from base 104 to 1042 and encodes 312 amino acids. Lineage: Eukaryota; Viridiplantae; Streptophyta; Magnoliopsida; Poales; Poaceae. Gene Ontology annotation, cellular component: nucleus.
CACACCCUUCUCUCGCUGUCAACUAUAUAUACACAUAUUAAUUUGGGAGGCACAUCGAUCGACGAAGAGAUCGAUUUGGGAGGGAGGGCUUAACUAAUUCCUCAUGUGUACUGGCACUGAUGCUGAUUCUGUGCCCUGCAAGAAAGAGCUCUUCCGCCUGAUCUACAAUUCUCCUCUCUACCUUCGUAACGGCGGCAAGCAGCUGGAAAUAAAUCGAUUUCCAGUCUCUGCACUUGAGAGGAGAUACUACAUUGUGCUGUGUAGACUUGGCCACAGCGAAAGAUAUCAAUGUGACAUUGCUAUUAUGUACCGCAAGGUUCGCUGCUCGUAUCGCUCUCUUGGCCAGUCAUUGAUGCCAGGAGGUCAUGUGAAUAACUUCCUGAUUUCCGUUUUCUGUCGGAAACUGUUUGAUGACUGCCAUCCUUCUAUUUCUAAAAAGCAUUUCUUCUUCUCUUAUAUUGGGGAAAACAUUCUCAAAUACAAUAGCAGAGAUCAGUUUAAACUCAUACGUAACGCUUUUAAAGGUGCGAGUUUAGCAAUGAAAAUUGAUGCAUGCGAAUUGCUCUUUUUCCCUAUAUGCCAUUGUGAGCACUGGUUUCUAUUUGUUGUCGAUCUACAGAACUGUUUAUUUGCAUUUAUGGAUUCCUUAUACAGUAAAAAGUCUCGCUAUCAAAUUGUGGUCAGAAGCUUGCUUAUUGGUAAUUUCAAGCAUCUUUGGAGAGAAGUAGUUGAUCCAGAGUACAAUUUUGACAAUUUCCGAAUUGUCUAUCCUGCGAUACCAAGACAAGGAAAUGGGCAUGAUUGUGGCAUCUUUGUCAUGAAAUGCAUGGAGAUUUGGACCCCUGGAGUAGUUCUUCAUGAUUAUUUUUCAAAGGUCAACAUACCAAACAUAAGGAUUCAAUACGCAAAUCAGCUCUUCUUCAGUUCCAAUAAUACUGUUGAUAAAUCUUUGGUAACGGAUUUUUUCAGAGAGGGCAAACUUCAUCUGGUCAGAAAGAGUACAACUUCACCUCCAAGCGAGUUCCAUAUAACGAAGAAAUAGACAUUGCAUAUAUAGGGAAAUCUGAGAAGCAUAGCGUUGAUAUUGUCUGGACUUGAUGAUCACUAUAUAAAUUCAAUUCAAUUCAAUA